Gastrolobium bilobum is the source of this 4455-nucleotide messenger RNA. RefSeq lists its product as uncharacterized. Lineage: Eukaryota; Viridiplantae; Streptophyta; Magnoliopsida; Fabales; Fabaceae. The transcript has 9 exons. Gene Ontology annotation, biological process: peptidyl-serine phosphorylation; peptidyl-threonine phosphorylation. The record is from RefSeq and is a predicted model, not a curated record. The coding region runs from base 228 to 3794 and encodes 1188 amino acids. Gene Ontology annotation, cellular component: cytoplasm. Gene Ontology annotation, molecular function: protein tyrosine kinase activity; ATP binding; protein serine/threonine kinase activity.
AGCAAAGCAGAGUAGCCCUCCUUCCUCCCCCUCCCUCUCUCUCUCUCUCUCUCAAUUCAUCCAUCACAAUUCACACACAACACAACGCAACGCAACGCAACACAACAUAACAGCAACGCUAACCAACCUCACAUUCAUUUACAGGUAUUACUACUUACAAUACAAGGACACAAAAUGACGCCACUUGCUUGUUCCUGAUACGAGUUUGGUAGGGUCUCGGCUUGACCAUGGCCGGCACAAACUCAGUUGAUGUCAUUUUGGAUUUUCUCAAGAGGAAUCGAUUCACAAGAGCCGAGGCAGCUUUGCGCAGUGAGAUCAAUAACCAUCCCGACUUAAAUGGCUUCCUUCAGAAGCUUACAUUGGAAGAAAAGGCCUCCUGCGAUGUACCACAGAAUAAUAAGGGGAAGCUGGUGCUAGAGAUUCAAGGGCCGGAUUCUCAUGAUAGUGUUGAAGUUUCUAAAGAAUUGAUUGUGAAGGAAAUAGAGUGUGGGACUUGUCGAAAUUCCAUGGAAAGCAAAUGGAAAACUGCUGCUCCUUCAACGGUGGGUCGUAAUAAAUCAGAUGAAGUGGCUGGGACAAGUGAAAAAAAUCUCACUUUCUCUAAGCGUUCGGAGGACAGUAUGCUUGAUUUAUACUCAUGGAAGCUCAUUCCCAGCAAUGGUCCUGUGGAGCCUUACCAAAAUGAUGGUGGCAGUAGGGCAAAUAAUACUUUGAAGGUCUCUGUAUCUCAACAAUCAAAAUAUCAAACUAAUGAAGCUGUUGAUGCAAUUGCAGCCAACACCAAUUCAAUGUCUGCGGAGGAAAAUGCUGUGCUUGCUGAUAAAAAAUCCUCGUGGCUUGGAAGUAGUAGUAAAGCCUAUGUGGAUCCAAAGUAUGACCUUGUGCAAAGCAGAGAAACUAGGGAACUUGAUCGGCAGCUUAAAUUUAAUAGUUCAUAUCUUAAAGGCAACUUUGCAGAUAAUCCGUGGUCAAGAACUGAUGAGAAUGCAAAUUCGUCUUCAGACUCCUGCAAAGAUUGUUCUGUCAAGACUAUCUUCCCCUUCCCGAAGAGGGAUAUGUCUUCGAGCUUUGAUGGUGCAACUUAUUCUGACAAAAAAGAGGAAAAAAGAAGGGUAGAAAUUAGUGAUAUUAGGGAACCUAAAAAAGAGCAGGUGGAUGAAUUUGGGAGAGCUAUUUACUUGGGCAAGUCACAAGGCAGUUCUGAACAGAAGUUGAUUGGCAGCAUAAGUUUUCCUCUUGUGCCUGAAAAUCAGAAAGAAGAGUUUCCUAGGCUUCCUCCAGUUAAACUCAAGUCAGAAGAUAAGCCCUUGGUUGUUCAUUGGGAAGAGAAGUUCGAACGGGAUGGACCAACUUCAAAACUCACUGGUCCUGACAGCACUUUGCUUAUCGGUUCAUAUCUGGAUGUACCUAUUGGACAAGAAAUUAACCCUUCAGGCAUGAGGAGGGCUGCGGGGGGCAGUUGGUUAUCUGUAAGUCAAGGUAUAACAGAGGAUACAUCUGAUCUUGUAUCAGGUUUUGCAACAGUUGGUGAUGGGUUGAGUGAAUCUGUUGACUAUCCAAAUGAAUAUUGGGACUCCGAUGAAUAUGAUGAUGAUGAUGAUGUUGGGUACAUGAGACAACCUAUUGAGGAUGAGGCGUGGUUUUUGGCGCAUGAAAUUGAUUACCCUAGUGACAAUGAAAAGGGGACUGUACAUGGAAGUGUUCCAGAUCCUCAGGAAAGAGGUCCAGCCAAAGAUGAGGAUGAUGAUCAAUCUUUUGCUGAGGAGGAUUCGUACUUCUCUGGUGAGCGAUAUCUUCAAGCAAAUAAUGUUGAACAAGUCACAACUUCUGAUGAUCCUAUUGGUCUAACGGUUACUGAAAUGUAUGGAAUGACUAAUGAUAAUGAUUUAAUGGCUCAAUAUGAUGGACAAUUGAUGGAUGAAGAAGAACUGAACCUUUCACAUGCAGAAUCUGUCUGGCAGGGCUUUGUCCCUCAGGCAAAUGAAGUCAUCAUGCUAGGAGAUGGGAAGGUUUUGAAUGAUAGUGUAAGAUCACGACUAGAGGAUAUCUGUAUGGACGAUGAACAACAUGGUUCAGUUAGGUCAAUUGGGGUGGGAAUCAACAGUGAUGCUGCUGAUAUUGGUAGCGAAGUGCGUGAAAGUUUGGUUGGUGGUAGUAGUGAAGGGGAUUUAGAAUAUUUCCGUGAUCGUGAUGUUGGGCUUGGUGGUUUGAGACACUCUCAUCAUGAUGUGGAUAAGAAUUCUAUUAAAAAAUCAAACAAAAAUAAGAAGAAAAAUGAUAAGAGUGAGUCAAAUAAAUAUGUGAUAGGAGGUGAUAGGGAUGCACCGUUGAAGAUGAAAACUCAUAGUGAUGGUAACUUCUCUUUUCCCCUCUCUUUGAGGGAUGGCCAGAUGAUUCAGGCUGCCUCCAGUAAGUCCCAGUGGUCAAAUAACUGCAAUGCAGAUGAAACUGAUGAUUGUCUUAAUGCAUUUGUGGGAUCUGAUGAAAUGGUUGCUUCAUGGAGGCAGAAGAGCAGUGAUUCUUCACCCGUUAAAAGUUCUAGGGACGAGAAUAAUGCUAACACAAUAAAAUCCAUAGACUCUUCUCCAACAACAGUCUCAAAUUAUGGAUAUUCUGAAAGAGAUCAUGUCAAGCUAGAAGAGGAUGACAAGGUUGGAGAUGCAAGGGAAGAUGAUCUAGGGGCAUCGCUAGAAGAUGAGGAGGCUGCUGCUGUGCUAGAGCAAGUAAGGCAAAUAAAGGCCCAGGAGGAGGAAUUCGAAACCUUCAAUCUAAAGAUUGUGCACAGGAAAAAUAGAACUGGCUUUGAGGAGGACAAGAAUUUCCAUGUUGUUUUAAAUUCCGUAAUAGCUGGAAGGUAUCAUGUCACUGAGUAUCUGGGAUCUGCUGCAUUUAGCAAAGCUAUACAAGCUCAUGAUCUGCACACAGGCAUGGAUGUUUGUGUUAAAAUUAUAAAGAACAACAAGGACUUCUUUGACCAAAGCCUGGAUGAGAUCAAGCUUCUCAAGUAUGUCAAUAAGCAUGAUCCUGGAGACAAGUAUCACAUUCUUCGGUUAUAUGAUUAUUUCUAUUAUCGAGAACAUUUGUUAAUAGUAUGUGAACUACUUAAAGCAAACUUAUAUGAGUUUCAUAAAUUUAAUAGAGAAUCAGGGGGUGAGGUGUACUUCACAAUGCCAAGAUUGCAGUCUAUUACCAUUCAGUGUUUGGAAGCACUUCAGUUUUUGCACAGCCUUGGACUAAUACAUUGCGACUUGAAGCCAGAGAAUAUUUUGGUUAAAAGCUAUAGCAGAUGUGAGGUGAAGGUCAUUGAUCUUGGAAGUAGUUGUUUUGAGACAGAUCACCUUUGCUCUUAUGUUCAGUCAAGGUCCUAUCGUGCUCCUGAGGUUAUUUUCGGACUUCCAUAUGACAAGCAGAUUGAUAUCUGGUCACUUGGCUGCAUCUUGGCAGAACUUUGUACUGGCAAUGUUCUCUUCCAAAAUGAUUCACCUGCAACAUUACUUGCUCGGGUGAUUGGGAUCAUUGGUCCAAUUGAUCAAAGUAUGCUUGCAAAAGGACGGGACACAUAUAAAUACUUCACCAAAAAUCAUAUGCUUUAUGAACGGAAUCAGGAAACCAACAGGUUAGAAUACUUGAUUCCGAAAAAGACAUCCUUGAGGCAUAGAUUGCCAAUGGGAGACCAAGGCUUCAUUGACUUUGUUGCUCAUUUGCUUGAGAUCAACCCUAAGAAGCGGCCUUCUGCAUCUGAGGCCCUGAAGCACCCAUGGUUAUCAUAUCCUUAUGAACCCAUAUCAUCUUGAAAUAUUUGGAGGGUUCUUUUUGUUGAUAAUGUCACCUAGUUGGGUUAGGUUCAUCGUUGAGAGGGAAGGCCCCACCCAUCCAUCCUCGCUGCUUUUCACUAUCUAUAUUAAAGAUGAAAUGGAAAGAGUUGGGCCCUUUCACAUUCUUGCAUAUUGCAUUUAAAGGUGUUUUGGUUUUGUGGGAAAUGUCUGUCUCUCCUUCCCUAUCCAAAUUGUAUUCCAGUGAUGAACCAUAUGAUCAUUGAUGUAAUUUUGCAUGUACGGUGUAAUGUUAGGUUUUUGCUUUCUUUGCUUUGCUUUGGUCUGCUGGAAAGGGAAAUCUUAAAAUCUUGUACAUGGUGUGAUAAUUCUUAGGCUAUUUAGUAAUAUUUUUGUGAAAUAGAUACUUAUCCAAUUUUGCAUGGUGUGACACCAACGUUGGGAGCACCAAUCAAGAUUAAAGCAAAGCUACUGACAAUGUGAAUCAUUUAACUCAUGCUUGUGUGGAAAUUGAAACUCAAAUUGCCUAUACGUUCUGUUGGGAGCAAUCAAAUUGUAUCUUGACAGUGUAAGGAAGGAGUACUGUUUGGUUUUACUAAUGGUAUUAGGGUUUUGACAGCAAAUGGGUUCAACUAAGGAUGUGAACUGUGGAGGACAUCUUCAGGCAUAUAAUCAUUAAUCA